Fonsecaea erecta is the source of this 348-nucleotide messenger RNA. RefSeq lists its product as hypothetical. NCBI's taxonomy places the organism in Eukaryota, Fungi, Ascomycota, Eurotiomycetes, Chaetothyriales, Herpotrichiellaceae. The transcript has 2 exons. Bases 1 to 348 code for a protein of 115 amino acids. The record is from RefSeq and is a predicted model, not a curated record.
AUGUCCUCCUCCUCCUCGUCGUACCCGACAAUCCUCCUCCUCUCGGUGACGGGCAUCUUCACGUUCCUCGCUAUCGUGGCCGCGGCCGUCUAUUUCGCAGGCUACGCCGACGACGUCGCCGAGUGGUGGGCCAAGCGGUACUACAAGGCCAAGGCGGUGGCCGAGGUCAAGGUGAUGGAGAACGUGGGCGAGGAGAGGGUGCAGGGUAUGGUGAAAGACUCGCUGAAGAAAAACCCCGUCAUGGGCGAGGACGAACUCGAGCAGGUCUCGGGCGGGUUGGGCCAGGAAGCCGUCAAGGAGGGACUCGGUGGGGUCAGUGGCAAGCUGGGCGGGUUGGGCAAGUUGUGA